Molecule: messenger RNA, 3321 nt
Organism: Terrapene triunguis (Three-toed box turtle)
Lineage: Eukaryota; Metazoa; Chordata; Testudines; Emydidae
Product: OTU domain-containing protein 4-like
Exons: 6
Source: RefSeq, a predicted model, not a curated record
UGCUUCAUUUACAAUGUUAUAUCUUUUGGUAUUACAGAUUCAAAUUCCAGGCAGGUCCACUUCAGUCAGAAGUUUGAGUCAAAUUCAUCUGAGGUGAAUGGUGGAGAUGACAAGUAUCCAAAAGCUUCAUCUCCUUUGAAACAAGGAAAGACACAAUCUCAAUCUCCUGCUGAACAAAAACUGACAGAACACUUACCAUGUGUAAAUCCAACUCCCCCUCCUCCCUUCUCUGAGGUGCAUUUGCCUCCUACAGUGCCUUCUAUUCCAGCCAUUGUGCCAGCUUGGCAAAAUGAGCCAACUUAUCGACCAACAGGUAUUCCAACCCAAAUACCUGUUUCUUCAUUGAUGCCGGCCCUGACAACUGGACCUGAUUCUGUUGUAUCCCAGGCAACAUCUGCUCCAGUUGCCGGAGUUCCUGUGUCAAUACAAGCAGUUAACCAGCCUUUGAUGCCUUUGCCUCAGACACUGAAUCCUUAUCAGGACCCAUUGUUCCCUGGAUUCCCUUUUAAUGAAAAGGGGGAGAGAGCCAUUGCACCACCUUAUUCCCUGUGUAAUACUGGGGAUGAUCUGCCUAAAGAUAAAAGUAUUCUUCGAUUUUUCUUUAAUCUUGGUGUGAAGGCAUACAGCUGUCCCAUGUGGGCACCACACUCUUAUUUGUACCCUCUGCAUCAGGCCUAUCUAGCUUCUUGUAGAAUGUACCCAAAAGUUUCUGUUCCUGUAUAUCCUCACAACCCUUGGUUCCAAGAGGCACCACCAACUCAGAAUGAAAAUGAAACUGCACAAACAAACAGACACUUUUCUAUGCAGAAUGAGGCCAGAUCUGAUGAUCAGAGUCUGCAAGUUGACACUAGGUCUCCAUCAUUGCCUCUGAUUAUAUCUACAGCUCAGGUGUCAGAAAGUCAAGGACAGGUCUGUGUAGAAUCUGAGAACCCAGUGCAAGCUCUUCAGUCCGAUCAAGAUGAGUCAGUGAGAGGAAAAAACAUGUUCCUGCAUCCACCAUUUGGACACAAUCAAUUUUUAGGAGCUGUUCCAAUAGCACCUCCAUUUUUCCCUCACUUUUGGUAUGGGUACCCAUUUCAGGGUUUUAUGGAAAAUUCAGUAGUGAGACCUAAUGUUAUGUCACCUGAGGACAAAGGGGCAGCUGUUAGCCCCUCAGCAAAUAUAUAUCUGGCUAAAGAAUGCAGUUCUCCAGUUCCAGUAGCAAGCUGUGUGGAGCAUCUUCAGAAGGUAGAGAGUGAAAGUAACUCCAGUGCCAUACCUCCCCCUAUGGCUAGUUUGAGCAGCGAAUGUGAUGUACUGAAUGAAACCUCAACCAGGAUGCCUAAGACGGAGCAAAUAUGUAUUGCUGUUUCUCCUGCUAAACAAGCGAAGGCUGCACUACAAAAUCGUUCAACACAGAUGCAGGGGAUCGAGAGGCAGACAGUGGUGUCACAUGCUUCACCAUCAGUAACAGAGCCACCAAAAAAUGAAAUGAAAAGUAAUAUUCCCGCUCAUAAGGAAAAGCCAGAGAAAGCCAGAGAUUCCAAGGCUACUGAUAAUUUACAGGCCAACUUGGUAGAAAGCAGGGCACAAAGAACAAGGGAAGAGAGCUCUGAAGAUGAAAAUGAGGUGUCUGAUAUGCUGAGAAGUGGUAGAUCCAAGCAAUUUUAUAAUCAGACUUAUGGCGGCGGCAGAAGGCCAAGAAAUGAAUGGGGCUACCCGUCUAGUAGGGGAGGAUACCAGUACUCAAGAAAUGAAGAUGCCUGGAAAGGACCACCCAACAGAAGCAGAGAUGAAGGUUACCAAUAUCACCGAAAUUUUAGAGGGAGGCCAUAUAGAAAUGAUAGAAGGAGGGCAAUCAUGGGAGAUAAUCAGAGGGGGCAUCUAGCAUAAGCAUGUCUUACUAGAAAGUUUCAAAUGCCAAUACAAAUUUCAAGGAGAAACUUCUAAAAUCUUCCCAGUUUUUUGUUUUGUUUUAAGAUAGGGUACACUUGUAACCUCAAAGUAAGGCCUAGGGGGAAACAAACUCCUAGUCCUAGCAUUAAGUUUCUUGGCAAUUAAAUAUGAAGUUUCGGUUUAGGAAUUUUUUCAAAUUCUGGAAGUAGAAAAUAAAAUUAUUGUUUGUUUUAAAGUAUAAAAACAAUACAGUUUAAUGUUGAACUUUUUCCUUAGAGGUUUCAGUUUGUGAUACAAUAAAAUGAUAAAUAUUAACAUGUUUACUGGAAUGACACAAAUAUAGUGUUUGACAUGAUCUAGGUUCUAAAAUUGAUGUAGUGUUGCACCAAAUAUAAAUGUAUAUUUUAUCAUACAAUGCCUUAGUUCUAAACUGAGCUAAAGGAAUUCUCAGCCUACCGCACUGUUGUUUUUGAUAUGCUUCCAACCCAAAGGCCUUUCAUCUCAAAAUCUGUCAAACUUGAAUGUUUCUCUUUAGUGUGUUACAUCUAUGGCAGUUAGCUAACUGUGUCUUAGAUAUGCUGUAUAUAAUUCUUUUAAUAUUCAUAGGGUAUAUUUUUGAAUUUUAAAAAGCAUUUGUUGAAAUCAAAAUUGAGACAAGCAGUCAAGAAUAGCUGUGUGUGAAUUGAUAGGAAAUUCAGUGGAAUGGCUGUUUCCACCAAGAAUUCUUAACACUGGUGUGACUAUAAUGGUGCCUAUGCCAAUUAAAUAUUUACAAAGACAAUAAAAAAUGUAGAUGCUAUGCAUUUCCAAAAUAUUCUGCAUCUGUUAUAAUAGCAGAAAUUUUUUAAUGCCACUUUAACACUAAUGCACUGACAAAUCCUAAAUAUUUUGUGAGCAGAGAUGCAUAAAAUACAUGUUACGUUUUUUUUUUUUAAGUUUGUAUGAUGAGCUACUGUUGAGCUUUUUUGUUGUUGCACUGUUGAUGCAAAUUGGUUAUGCUUUGCAUGUACAACUCAUUGCUGGAACUACUUUUUAAAAACAAGAUAGAUGUGGUUUUCAAAAUAUAUUCUCCAGAAUUCAGAAGAAAGCGGCUUCUGCCUUAUAUUUUUACACAGUCAGAGUUCUGAUUGCUGUUUCUUCUGACUCUUAGAUGAUCUCUGCAGUGUUCCUGAUUAUUGCCUUUGCAGUUGGGAUAUUCAGCUAUCCAAACUCAGAGAGAGUGCAGUGUGCACAUUGUUCACUCAGCUCUGUUGCUUUGUAAAAUUAACUGUUGUGUAUAUUUUUAUAUCUCUGUAUAUACCAGUGUAAAAGGUGAUGGUGCCCUUUUAUUCAUGUCUAUGAGAUUGUAUACCUUUGAUCAGGAAACGUGAGUGAUACUGUUAUACACGUGACGAAGCAAUUCUUUUAAGAUGCAUGCCAUGUAUAAAACACCUAAUUAAAAAUAAA